This is a messenger RNA of Cuscuta campestris, 1340 nucleotides long. The record is from the annotation of a GenBank genome assembly. NCBI's taxonomy places the organism in Eukaryota, Viridiplantae, Streptophyta, Magnoliopsida, Solanales, Convolvulaceae.
AUUCGUCUUCAACCUAUCUUCUUCUAGCUCUCACAUCUCAAUCAAAUCAGCGAAAUAAAGGAUUCGAAUAAACAAAUAUUAAAUCAUAGAAAUGGAGCGCGGUGGAGGAUUCACCGCCGAAGAUCUGUCGACCAUCGGCGGCAUCGCGACGGUGUCGUUGCUGCAUUCCUUCAUUCCGACGCAUUGGCUACCCUUCUCCAUCGUGGGACGCGCCCAGAAAUGGACUCUUUCCCGUACUCUCAUCGUCACUGCACUUGGUGCGGUUUUGCAUGUUUUAUCAACAUCACUUCUAGGAGUAACCGCAAUCACCAUAUCAAACACAAUUGCUGGAGAGGAAACUGUGCAUAAACUUGCUUCUUUGUUGCUCAUAGUUCUUGGUGGAAGUUAUGCAAUCUUUUUUUUAACUGGAAAGGGGGGAGGUCACAGCCAUUCACACAACCAACCCAUGGAAAAAAUGGCUGUUGCUGGGCUUGUUCUUGUGCCCGCUUUGUCUCCCUGCGCGACCACUCUGCCAGUUUUUCUUGCUGUUGGAAAUUCAUCUACCAUGUUGGUGCUUGCCAUUAUUGUCCUUCUACUCAGCACAAUAACAGUGAUGACCUCGCUAGUUGCUCUCUCGUUUUACGGUGCGAGUCAGCUCAAGUUUCACUGGGUGGAACGCUACGACAAGCUCCUCGUAGGUUCAGUUCUAUGUUUGGUUGGGAUUUUAACUCUCCUCUUUCACGAUCACGACCACAGUGUAGAAGCGGCCUCUGUUGCAGACAACCUGCACAGGAAAUUAAUUGUUUUAUAGUUUUGCUUGCUAGUUCUAUGAGUUGUUUCCAGUGCUUCUCAUCCAAAAGAAAUGGUAAGUUCAAAUUUAAAAUUUCUGGCUAUUUGUUCAACUCUGCUAGGGGGGGUACCCUACCCUCACCCUCACCCUCACCCUUUUGUUUGUUCUUUUACUAUGUCAUACACUAAAGGACACAAAAACCAAUUAGAGCACUCCCAAAGCCCCAAACCAGAUACACCCACCCACCCACUCACUCCUAGAGCUUUGGGGACCAAGUUAUAAACUGCGGGAUUGCACUCGCUGCAUCUUCUAUAGCGUAUGUGCACUUCUAAUCGCAGUGGGUUCAAUACGAGUUGAAUCUCGCAAACAAUUGUCAUCACAACAGGCUAUGAAAGAUCAUUGUGUUGAAGGUUUCUUUGAAGUACAAAUAGUGUGUAUUUUUUUUUACAAGGGCCACAACUUGGCUAUAAAUGAUGUCAAAAGUUAAGAUAUGAAAGCAUAGUUGGGAUCAUAUACAUUAGUUUAAUCAUAUUCAUAUUUAGUUAUUGUGAAACAAACUCUUCAACACAUU